AUGUCCGACAACGAACUGUCAGCCACAAUAUCAACUCCAGCUGGGAAUUCAUGGUCUCCAUCCAUGCAUAGUCUACUGACUAGAUCAUCCAUUCCACCUUCAAGCGUUAAAAAAGAAAAUCGACUUAUUAACGAGCUCGGUUCAUUACACGAACAAAUCGAGCAACAUUGGUCAGUUACCCUCUACGAUCUUACCGAUGUUACUAAAUGGAAACUCACGCUUGCCGGUCUUAGCAAAUCUCCAUAUGAAGGCGGUUCAUUUGAGAUAGAGGCCAUAUUUUGUGAAAUGUAUCCAUUUAAGCCACCGCAGUUACGAUUUAUUACCAAAAUUUUCCAUCCGAAUGUGGCUUCCGAUGGGUUCUGUUGUUUGGAUAUAUUUACCACAUGGAAAUCUUCCAUUUCAAUGCGGGAGAUUCUGAAAAAAGUGUAUGAUCUUGUUUUGACGCCUGAUCUAGAUUACUCUGUUUCGCAUGAAGCCGCGAUGAUAUUCAACACAUCACAUGAAGAGUUCGAAGCAAAAGCAAUGGAGUGGACGCAAAACUUUGCUAUUAAGCAAACUGAGUCGAACCGCUCCGAAGAAUCGUCUCGUUCUACCUCACCUGAGUCGUGUUCCACAGAAGCAGAAGAUGCAUCCGAAAACGGCGAACAAAUUAGUCAUCCAGAAGAUACAUCUAAUACAUGUGUGCCGUGGUUCUACAAAUGGAUCAAUACGCCGAAUAGUGAUAAUAAUUGGCAAACGUUUUCCGAUGUUGAUACAGCUACCCUAGAAGAUGCGUAUCUAAAAUAUAAGGAACGAGUGGAUCUCGGCCACUGUGUCAUAGAUUUGAAUAAAUAUGUGCUAUACCACAAAAUUGAUCAGCCUAUCCAAGCUAGGAUCAAACGUGCUGGUGAUUCUGAAACUGAUUACCAUUCUCGUGGCAAAUCUUAUGAGUCGAAGACAGAUACAAAAUGUGUUACCUUCUAUAAAGAUGAGUCUUGCAGAAAGAUUCCAACUAUCACUCUAUGUUUGCAAGUAGACGAUAGUGUUGAUGCUGUAAUAGAAGGUAUCCGUCAAGCAAUGCCCAAUAGUGAGUCUCAAGCCAAUGUGAUAAUUGCAGAACUCAAGGAUAGGGCUGCUAGUGAUGCUUCUCUGUUUUAUAUUGCCUGUUUGCAUCAAUACACAAAGUGGUCAUUUCUCAGCACACUCGUUAAUGAAUUCUUGCGGGAAGAAGAUUCGAGUAGGGUCAAUGCGCUUGGCCCUUUCGUCAAACAGCUACUUUUAUGCUUCAAAAAGCAUCCUCUCAAGCUUGAGAAAAAAAUGAAAGUAUAUCGCGCGAUAAAUCUUGACGAAACGCAACUAGACAAGUACGAGCAAUGUGUUGGUAAAACCAAUCUUCGAUGGCCUAACUUUUCGUCGACAAGCAGAGAGCGGACAGUGGCUGAAAAGCGUGACAGUAAUACUUUGAUGAUUAUUACGUUGAAGCGGUGCUAUCCAGACAAUGACCGACGAGCUGCUGAUAUUGUAUAUGCAUCUGAAUUCCGUGAAGAGCAAGAAGUGCUUCUAAGAGCUGGUGUAGAGUUCUCGGUUAAACGUUGCCUUUAUGACAAAACAAGAGAAAAACAUUAUCUUCGAAUUCAUGCAUAUGUCUGA
Adineta ricciae is the source of this 1629-nucleotide messenger RNA. Lineage: Eukaryota; Metazoa; Rotifera; Eurotatoria; Adinetida; Adinetidae. The record is from the annotation of a GenBank genome assembly.